ACACGGUUCGCUUCUGUCAAAAACGUCAACAAACUGUCAUUGCAAAAUAUCUGUCAUCGUUUGUAAACGAAAAAACGAAAAGUUAUUACUUAGAAGGGUUAUUUAUCCGUUUCUUUUUCCUACAUACUAUAUUCCUGUAGCCGACGAAAAAAAAAUGGCUCGCCGGUAUGAUACGAGAACGACGAUAUUCUCACCCGAAGGGAGAUUGUACCAAGUCGAGUACGCCAUGGAGGCCAUAUCCCAUGCCGGAACGUGUUUAGGCAUCCUGGCUAACGACGGAAUCCUUCUUGCCGCCGAAAGACGGAACACCAACAAGUUGCUGGACGAAGUUUUCAUUUCGGAGAAAAUAUACAAACUAAACGAGGAUAUGGUUUGCAGCGUGGCGGGAAUUACGUCGGACGCUAAUGUUCUAACUAACGAAUUGCGUUUGAUCGGGCAAAGGUAUUUGUAUCAGUAUGGAGAGUCGAUCCCAUGCGAGCAGUUGGUUUCGUGGUUGUGCGAUGUUAAGCAAGCUUAUACUCAAUACGGAGGUAAGAGGCCUUUCGGUGUAUCGAUCUUGUACAUGGGCUGGGACAAGCAUUACGGUUAUCAAUUGUACCAGUCCGAUCCGAGUGGAAAUUAUUCCGGUUGGAAAGCGACUUGCAUAGGAAAUAAUAGUUCCGCUGCUAUUUCGAGUUUGAAGCAGGAAUACAAAGAAGGCGAUAUGACCUUAAAAGAUGCGAAAGGUUUGGCUGUGAAAGUUCUGGCGAAAACUUUGGAUAUGGCUAAAUUGACGUCGGAAAAAGUGGAAAUGGCUACACUGACGCGUAGAAACGAUAAAACCAUCAUAAAUAUAUUAAAUAGCAAAGAAGUGGAAGAACUUAUUUCCGAGUACGAAAAAUCCGAAGCGGCCGCCGAAGCUACCAAGAAACAAGAACAAAAAUCCGCCGCUUAAAUUGCGAAUUUUCUUUAAGUUAAAAUAGGUUUCGUAAUCUUGUGUAAAACGGUUUAAAUUUUUAAUAAAUAAUAUUCAACUAAUAAUUCUUAUUUAUUAGAAGGCGUACUAAAUAACUAACAGAUUUUUAACAAAAUAAAUAUCUAAGCUUCACUGGGUAAAUCGUAACAAACAUGAUGUGUACAAUGAUAUGAAUGUUUUUAUUUUAAUUGCCAUUACAAUUCGCAGACCUUUGCGCAAAAAAUAUCGUAACUUAUUACAAAUUGUAUAUUGUGUAAUUGUUAGAAAAGUACAUUAGAAUUUUCUUUUCUAAUAUUUGGAGUAUUUGUGCAAAAAUGAAGUUGGCAAAGGAUAUUUAUACGGUGUUAAUUUGUACUGAAAUCGUAAUCCUAGUUAUAGGUUAUAUUCAUAAAAAAAUUAAAUCUCAAUCAUAUGAACAUACAUAUGUCUUAAUUGUAAAUAAGUACCUAAAUCAUGUGCAUUUACAGUAAAACGUAUACAAUACUGAAUUUCCUAAAUUUACAUCGAACAAUCUGCGUUAAUAUCUUAUCAGUCUAUGGUUUCGUUUUUAUUAAUGUCAUUUACAUAAAAAUUAAAAAGAAGACGCGCUUGUUACUUUUUUUUAUCUACAACAUACAUUCAACACAUUUUUUCUUUCCAUUAAACUUAUUUAUGUUAUAGGAUAUUCACUAAAGUAAUUCUCAUGCAUUUAAAAGUAGUGCAAACACCGGUACAAUUUAUACAGUAUGUAUGAAAAAGUUGGCAACACAUGGGAAACAUACUGUAUAUACUGUAUAUUUUUUAUAUCUAACAUUGGAAGGAUUACGAAGAAGCUUAUUUCUCCGCGUGAUUGUCGCAAAUAAACAAUAAAAUUGGUCAAGAUUAAUACAAUGCAUAUUAUGUAAACACUUGAAUUUUUUCGAUAGAUAUGUAUUUGAUAAAUAAUAAACUGUCGCGUCGUUAAUUAAAUAAUUCAAAAACAAAACAACUAGUCACAUCAUAGUACAUGUUAUAAAUACAGGGUGUUUCAUUGAGAAAGGGCAAUAGUUUAACCCUAUACAGGGUGACAGGGAUGACAAAAUCCAUGUCCGGCUUUAGAAAUGAAACACCCUGUAUAUCGGGAAUAUCAUUCCAAGUAUUUCGUUUUCAUCGUUCUAAUAGAACAAUAUUAUAAUGCAUAGUACAAAAAGCAUAGAAAUAUUUACAUGCAUAAUCGUCUAUAUUUAUACUUCAUCCAUCCAACCAAAAACUAAAACAAGGUUAGACGCUGGAUCAUCAAGCACAUUUGCAUCUAUUGGGUAAAAUAAAAAAGCCUCCUUACGUUGGCCAAUCACUGGAGAUCACGCGUUGAUCCAGCGUCUAACUUUGUUUUGGUUACUCCAUUGAUUGGACGGAUGAAGUGUAGUUAGUUAACAUUUAAGGACCUUUUAAAAGAAGAAAGAUCAACGAUGAUCGGCAGGAGGCGGCGGUUGAUUGAUCCUUCCCGGAAUGUCCUGAUUCAAUUGAGAAGCCGUCACGCUGCGCGUUUGUAACGUAGAAGUAGCAGGAGGCUCGUCCAAUAAUUGCCUCAAACGUUGCAAUUGGGCCUCUAAUUGUCUGUUGUGAUCUUCCAGAAUUUGCAUUCGAGCUUCU
Phyllotreta striolata is the source of this 2566-nucleotide messenger RNA. NCBI's taxonomy places the organism in Eukaryota, Metazoa, Arthropoda, Insecta, Coleoptera, Chrysomelidae. The record is from the annotation of a GenBank genome assembly.